GGAUCUCAGCGGGAGUAGACAGAGAGAGAGAGAGAGAGAGCGCGAGAGAGCGAAAGGCAUACAGAUAUAGGAGUGUGUGUGUGUGUGGUGAGUGUGGAUGUAAUCGGCUGCCUCUGUGUGUGUGAUCAGCAGAAGGGAGAACGUGUGGCUACUACUCCACAUGACUGGAUGCAUUUGGAUUCACGGAAGGAGAGCACACAACCACAAUAAAGAAAGUGUGGCACACACAAACUGCUGACUGAACCGCAGACGCACACCAGGGCAGAGCGCGGAGGAGUAAGCAGACAAGACAGAGCACACGAGACCUGACUGAUAGCGCCCAUGGCGAGCAAUAACACAGCCAGCAUCGCACAAGCCAGGAAGCUGGUGGAACAGCUGAAGAUGGAAGCCAACAUCGACAGGAUAAAGGUUUCUAAAGCUGCAGCAGACUUGAUGUCAUACUGUGAAGCUCAUGCCAAAGAGGACCCUCUGUUGUCGCCGGUGCCAGCGUCGGAGAACCCGUUCAGGGAGAAGAAGUUCUUCUGCGCCAUCCUGUAAACUCGGCAUGUCCCUUCAGCAGUCUGCUCAGUGUGGGGACUUUGAACAUGGACGUUCAAAACACGUAGAAAUCUUCUAGUAGGGCACGGUGAUUAUUGCCCUCUUUUCUCGAACGGCACUUAAAGAGUGCAAAAAUUAAAAUCUUCGAGUUAAAGUGUAAACAUUAAAGGGGUGCGACUGUUUUUGAGGGGUUUGCGGCAUGUUGAAGGGGUCUGCGCUUUUAGGUGACACAAAAGGGAUGAUGAGGAGGAGGAGGAGGAGGAGUGUGAUGAUAAUCACCUGGAUACAUGAUGGACAACCGGUCAACCUACCAAGUCGCCGGGUUGUGAUGUGUAUAAACAAAAAAUAGAUAAAAUGUGGUUUUUUUUGGGACUUCCAGAUGUUCUGUUCAAUGGUUUGUGGGUUGGUUGAGCUCUAUAGGAAAGCAAAAAAAAUAAAUAAAUCUACGCCUACCACUAGACGCCACCUGUAUAUUGGAAUGUGUUUUUUAAGUUGUUUAUUUUGUGUUUAUUCCAACUUUACCUAGAUAUCUUUCUAUAACUAUGUGAUUACCGAAGUCUUUCUCUUUUACACCAACAGGUUAGUGAAAGAUUUUUUAAUGGGAUGUUUGACACAUUUGACUCUGUGAUCAUUUACACAUUUACCUUUCUGAAAAAUCAGUCUCUGUGUAUCAACAUCUAGCCUUCUGGCACAUGUGAUGCAGUUUGUCUCCUUCCGAUACAAACCCUCUUUCUACUAUUUGUAUGAAAUGACUAGCAAGUAAACUGUGCUGUGCUGUGA
Molecule: messenger RNA, 1317 nt
Organism: Archocentrus centrarchus (flier cichlid)
Lineage: Eukaryota; Metazoa; Chordata; Actinopteri; Cichliformes; Cichlidae
Gene: gng2
Product: guanine nucleotide binding protein (G protein), gamma 2
Exons: 4
Coding region: 322-537 (71 amino acids)
Biological process (GO): G protein-coupled receptor signaling pathway
Cellular component (GO): heterotrimeric G-protein complex
Molecular function (GO): G-protein beta-subunit binding
Source: RefSeq, a predicted model, not a curated record